Messenger RNA from Cuculus canorus (common cuckoo), 9258 nucleotides. RefSeq names its product limb development membrane protein 1 (gene LMBR1). Gene Ontology annotation, molecular function: transmembrane signaling receptor activity. Gene Ontology annotation, biological process: signal transduction. The coding region runs from base 198 to 1664 and encodes 488 amino acids. The record is from RefSeq and is a predicted model, not a curated record. Lineage: Eukaryota; Metazoa; Chordata; Aves; Cuculiformes; Cuculidae. The transcript has 17 exons.
AUCCCGCCCUUCCUCCUUCUCCUCCUCCUCGGUGUCAGAGCGGCGGAGCCCUCUGAGUCGCCGCCGGGCCGCGGGUAGGGGAGCAGCCGGCGCUGCCGCUGGCCAUGGUGGCGUGCCCGCCGCCGCGGGGGCAGCAGCAGCAGGCGGCGCGGCGGCGGCGGCCGCCAUUGCGCGCGGGGGCCGCGGGACUAUGAAGAAUGGAAGCGGACGAGGUGACGAUCCGCGAGCAGAACUUCCACAGCCAAGUGCGGGAGUACACGAUCUGUUUUCUACUAUUUGCUGUUCUCUACAUAGUCUCCUACUUCAUAAUCACAAGAUACAAAAGGAAAGCAGAUGAGCAGGAGGAUGAAGAUGCCAUCGUUAACAGAAUAUCGCUGUUCUUGAGCACCUUCACUCUAGCAGUUUCAGCUGGUGCAGUCCUGCUUCUGCCUUUCUCAAUAAUCAGCAAUGAGAUCCUGCUUUCUUUUCCACAAAACUACUACAUUCAGUGGCUAAAUGGCUCACUAAUUCAUGGAUUAUGGAAUCUUGCUUCUCUUUUUUCAAAUUUAUGUUUGUUUGUGUUGAUGCCCUUUGCCUUUUUCUUCCUGGAAUCAGAAGGAUUUGCUGGCUUAAAGAAGGGCAUCAGAGCACGCAUUUUGGAAACGCUGGUAAUGCUUAUUCUUCUUGCACUGCUUAUCCUUGGAAUUGUAUGGGUGGCUUCAGCACUCAUUGACAAUGAUGCUGCCAGUAUGGAGUCUUUGUAUGACCUCUGGGAAUUCUACCUCCCGUAUUUAUAUUCCUGUAUAUCACUGAUGGGAUGCUUGUUACUUCUGUUAUGCACGCCAGUGGGACUUUCACGGAUGUUUACAGUAAUGGGUCAGUUGCUGGUGAAGCCAACAAUCCUUGAAGACCUAGAUGAGCAGAUGUAUAUCAUCACUUUAGAGGAAGAAGCAAUUCAGAGGAGGCUCAACGGUGUGUCUUCCAUGGUGGAAUACCAGACAGCAGAGCUGGAACGGGAGCUAGAAAAAGUGAAAAGCAGGAAAACGAAUCUAGAACGGAGGAAGAAAGCUUCUGCUUGGGAAAGGAAUUUAGUCUAUCCAGCUGUUAUGAUAUUGCUACUGAUUGAGACGUCCAUCUCAGUCCUCUUAGUUGCUCUCAACAUUCUUUACCUGUUGGUUGAUGAGACUGCAAUGCCAAAGGGAUCAGGGGAGCCAGGAAUAGGAAAUGCCUCCCUAUCCACCUUUGGUUUUGUGGGAGCAGCACUUGAAAUCAUUUUGAUUUUCUAUCUUAUGGUAUCCUCUGUCGUCGGCUUCUACAGUCUUCGUUUUUUUGAAAAUUUCACUCCCAGGAAGGAUGACACGACUAUGACAAAGAUCAUUGGAAACUGUGUCUCAAUCUUGGUGCUGAGCUCUGCUCUGCCGGUUAUGUCAAGGACACUGGGAAUCACCAGAUUUGAUCUACUUGGAGACUUUGGAAGGUUUAACUGGCUGGGAAACUUCUAUAUUGUAUUAUCUUACAACUUGCUCUUUGCUAUCAUGACAACAUUAUGUCUGGUCAGAAAGUUCACUUCUGCUGUGCGAGAAGAACUCCUGAAGGCAUUAGGAUUAGAUAAACUUCAUCUGUCAAACAAUCCAAGAGAAUCAGAGGCAAAGCCGGCUGCAAAUGGGCAUCAGAAAACACUGUGAUUAACAGUCAUCUGCAGUCAACAGAGCUGAAAACAUCAACCUCAUGGCAUUCCUGUCAUCUCAUCAGCAUUUUUACAUUGAUUGUAUUUGUUGAUAAUUUGGGUCCAGCCUUGUCUCAUUUUUAUUCCACAUGCUGUGUGCUUCUGAGGAAGUUAGGUAUAUCAGUCUUCUCUUUCCAGUGAACUUUUGGUCUGCUUGUUUAUUUCCUAGGAAGUUAAUGCAGGAGGUGCCUUGAAGACUGGAAGCUGAAGAGAAUAAUGCAUUCCUUUUUAUUUGUUGACAGUCUCGCAUCUUUAGAUUUAACUUGCUACCAUUUGAAUGCAUAGUACCUCCUGUGUUAUACAGACACAGCUAUAAAGAAUAACUCUGGGACUUGGUUAAAAAAAAAUACACUUGAAGCCCAACAUGACCCUUGCUGGAAAUGCAAACUACUUGGAGUAGGUAUCCUUGACAGUAGGUAAUUCCACUAAGAACGUGUUAAAAAUGAAAGUAACUGGUAGAAAUCUCAGUUCCUUUCAUGCUGGAUGCAAUAGGCUGUUUGUAGUCUAAUGUCACAAAGCUUUCUUGGAACGCCAGCGUUUUCAGCUUUCGGUUGUUAGCUAUAAAUGCCAUGUUGCUUUACUGGUAGUCAGAAAAUGUCUUAUCAAAUAGAAUGAAGUACAAGAUGAAGAUUAACUUCAGCGUUAAAUCUGAGCCUAGUAUGCUUUGUAAAAAGCUGUGUAGACCCCCGUCACAGCUCUUACAGUUCUGUAAGCUAUUCUGCCGUGGAGGUCACUUACCCUACCAAGUACAUCCCUGUAAAAUUCUUUAUGAACUACUGUGUAUAAGCAGUACUUGUUAUCAAUGCAAGUAGCACAGGCCUAGGAGGCUGCAAUUGCAGGUUUUUUACAGUCUUUAGUUUGAAGUAAAUUAUUUCUCUGAAUUUAUACUAUAGCUACCAGGACUUCUGUUCAGUGGCAUAAACUAGUAUCUUUCACUAGCCUGUUUUUUAAUGUACACAUGAACAUGUAUGUAGGCCUGUAUGCGUAGAUAUUGUAAAUUAAGUUCUAAGCUUAUAGAGGUGACAUAGGUGGCUUGGUAAGUAAAACCUGUGUGUUCAAUCUUGAUAGUAUGAAUUUCUGCAGUGUUACAGUUUAACUUCUCAGAGGCCGUAGAUUCAGGAUGGUAUCAGUGAGUGGUAAUGUCACUUUUCUUAGCAUUACUUCAGCCUUAGGAAUCCUAUAAGCAGUUUAUAGUAAAGAAAACGCCAACCAAAACCCAACUAAGUAUUCAAAGCCUGGUUGCCCUUUGGUCCUGCUCUGACACAAGUGAUCUUCAAACAGAUUGGAAUGGGAACACCUUCAGUGUGUGCCCACUAUGUAGCAAGUGUGAUAACAUCCCUGUUUAUUUCUUGUUUCUGUAAAACAAAAAAAUCUGUCUGUAGUUUGAGGUCUUAUACGUGAUCAGGUGGUGACAACUACCUCUCCAGUGGGGUUCCGAAAUCAGAUAAACCUUGUGUCAGAAACUCUUUGGCUGUUCUCUUGAGAUGACUGCCCUGGGCUGUCGUAGACCUUAUUGCUGUGUGUGUGAUUGCGAGCUUUCUUUUGUUCCCCGGAGUGCUUCAGAAACCAAGCUCCGACAUACAUGAGGACUUCUCAAGGGGUUUUUUGCAGGCUGCCUUUUCUGACUUGAACUGGGACAUAAUGUAAAUACUGCUGUAGUGAAUAUGAUGCUAGAGAGCUGCUUUUUUGUGAUUAGUAUAAAUUCAAGGCUUAUGAAACUAUUGAUGUGUUGUACUGAGUCUUGGAAGACAAAGUAAAAUUGCUUGAUUUCACUAAGAUUUACAAGCAUCUUUUCUGUUGUUUGAGUUUAAUGCUGACAUUUUAGUGAGAAAUCUUUAUCCGAGUGCAAGUUCUGCAACGAAGAACAGGGAGCUGUAAUUAAAAGUUGGUUUAAAAUGUGUUUACAUUUAAAAUAUUGAGAGAUUUAUUAUUAGGAGCAUCAUUCAGGUAUUCUCAGAGCUUGUAGCUUUUUAUGUAUUAGCAUUAUAGUUAAAAAUAACUGCAGUGCAUCCACUUGUCGGUACAAGUGAUUGUGUGACCAAAAUUGUCCUCAUCUCUUAGUAGGGCUGGUGAAUUGUGAUAUGUGAGGCUGGUUAGCUUUCUUAAAAUAUUCGUAUUACAACAGUAAAACAGUUAUUUAAAUAUACUCUGAGAAAGCGAAGAAGUGAAAUUAAGGAGUAAAUCUAGGGAGUGUGAACCAGCAUAGGUCUUGCUCCUCAUGCUUUUGGAGAGAUGGUUGUCCUGGCAUUAGGUUGACCUGAGAAGACAGAAGAUGGGAUUAUAAUUUGUAUUUGGUUUCUGAAAGUGAGUUGGGCAGUUAUGUAAAUUGAGCAGAGAUAGUUACUGCUGAUACACACACAAGUUUCAGGCAAGACUUCAGAACUCUCCUUCAAAACAAGUGUUGUAGCCUUGCCUGUUUCCAUCCCUUCUGCUGGAUUCUGCAGAGAGAUGUACGUGUUAAGUCUACAUCAGUGAAGGUGUUCCACUGAAGUAUGAAGGAUGGCUAAGAAGCUGUGUGGUUUCCAGGGUGGGCAAGAAACUCAGAACUACCCUGUGCAACUCCUGACAGUGUUUUGUUUUAAAAUCAGCUGUUUAUAUGGUGACACUGUCUACAUUAAAAUAGCCUUUGGCCUUGAAAAUUACAUGCUUGUGCAAAACUUCUUUACAGAUAAAAUGCUAUUGUCAAAUAUACUGUGUGUAAGAUACAGGUCACUAUGUACUUUUCACAGAAGCAUGUAGUCACUUAAAUACAAGCAACUGGUAAUUCAUUAAUGGAUAUUGACGAUACAUUCCUAGUAUUUUGACUCAUGUAGAGUCAGGUGGUCUAUACCUUCAAGGUAUAUACAGCUGAUCUUAGUAACAUUAACAUCUGCCUCACUUCUUAGGAGGCAAAAAGCACAUAAACAAUUCCAUCUUCAACUAGAUACCACACAAGACCAAAAAAUAAAUGUAAACUACAUGUUUUAAGUUAGCUGUUUUCUGUGUUGGUAGCACAAUAUUAAAUGCAGUGGCAGGACUGUUGUGGGAUUUCUAAGUGUAAAGCACACAUACUUAUAUCACUUUAAGCUAAAAAGUAGUAGUAUUGGUUACUGUACAAGUAACUUUUUUUUUUGCAUUCAUAGGAAGCUUUGUUUACUGUCUGUAAUGUGAUGUUUAUCUUUGGCCCUAUUCCUCCAAUACCUUUUACCCUGUUGACUGGUUUAUUGUCAUAGAAAUUAAAGGACUUGACAAGUUGUUUUCCUUGUCUAUUUCCAAAGUACCACCUCAAGUACCACAGAGGCUUGGCUCUUGCUGUAGUUGAGCCUGUGCAGAGAGGAGCUCAUGCAGCGUGUGUUAAUAGGAUAAACGCACAAAUGGCUGCUGUAGCGGCGCUUUCUCCAGAACGGCACCUAGUGAACAUGCCAGUGGGAGUGACAAGCGCAAAGGGGGCUGCAGUCCUCCCACCUCACUGUGCCUCUCCUGCUUACCUGUAGGUCUCUACAGCAGCUGGUGUGCUGCUUCAGGUGAUAUGCCCCAUGCUUUGUGGCAAAGACAAGACGGCCCUUUUAUGAAAGAAUUUACUAUCUAAAAUAGAAAGGAGUAAGUUAGAAACCAAGAGCAGUUGGCUUCUUCAUCCAUGUGACCUUCCUUGAAUUUUGUGUGUUCUAGGUUAUUUUCUUUUCUCUUUCUUUUCCUCCCCAAAGCGUGAUGGGCUGAGGUGGUGUAUGUACAUUUGCUGACCCUUAUGCUUGGUGGAUUUAAGCAGCAUCUACAGCUGUGAAAUACCAAAUAUAGGAAGAUAACUGAAUCCUGUUGAUUUACAUAUAGUCUGAUUUUUGAAGUAACAGUUUUUCAAAUCUAGUGAAGUUAUUUAAACAGGGAUGCUUAAUACAUGAAGGUCAUUUUGAUAACCUCUUUAAAAAGAAAUGUGCUUAGUUUUGUUUAAAAGUAUUCAUGUGAACUGUGAACCUUUAAAUGUUUUCUAGAAAUUAGAUCCCUUCCUCCCUGGUGUUAGUGUUUUUGUUAUUCUUUUAGUGCUGACUCAAAACAACUAACUCCCCCUCUGCCCAUACGUUUCAGGAGCCGAAAUAUUGAGCUCCUGAAUAUUGAGUUUACUGUUGGUGAGCUGGUAUGUUAUUUCAGGCACAUUAACAGCAUUUGAACUUCACAAAAAUGCUUCUUUUGAAUUUGUCCCACUCGGGGAGAGCAAGGGAUGGCUGACAGCCAUCACCCAGUAGGUCCUGACAUGGAUCCCAAAGCAUUCUUGUGUCCAAGGGAAGGCUGCAGAUGGUGAUAACCUCUGCCACCUUGUUCUGCCUUGCCCAAUGCCCUUAACUCAGGCAUACAGUCUCUGACGCUGUCAUAAGAAGUCAUGAUGCUCCAUUUCUGUUUGAGCUGCGAGGACAUCAGUCCUACAUGCUGAAUUUGGCUACUUUGGGGAUUACAGAUUCUCAGGGGUCCUGGGUGAUAGCUGUGCACGUUCUCGAACUGCAGCUUUUUACUUUCAGCUCCGUUUUGUUGGGACUAAGAGGUCAUUCAGGAUUUCCUGGUUGUAUGUUUCUGUGAAGGCCGUUCUGUGUUUGGAUGGCUUCUUGCUGUCUAGAGAAUGCCGCAUGGUUCUGAAUAGAACCAUGUGCCUCUGGAAUUCAUCCAGAGAGGAUGCAAGUUUUGUUUAAACAAUUAAAGUCCGACAAUGUUGGUCAUAAUCUUGAGAAGGAGAACACAUCUGGUGGGCAAUUAACACUAAGUGUGACUUCCAGAAUCCCCACUGUGCCCAAUAAUUUUUGGGCAGGGUGUGGGAAAUGACAUGGAGCUCACCUGUGCAGAUAGUAUGUUUUACAUUCUUUUUAUAGUCAAUCUUUAAAGUUCUAUAUUUCUAAAAAUUUAUUUUAAAUCCUCAAAUUCAUGAAAUUCAGGGCUGAUGAAACUUUUUUUUUCCUAAAUCUAUCUAAUUUUUGAAGACAUCUGACAUCUUGGCUUGCUUUCCUUUUUCAUGUUUUGAAGUUAUGCACCAUCUUAUUUAGUGGCAUUGAUGUUAAUAAUGGGCCUUCUUCGUGAGGGAAGCAAAACGUGAAAUAACAGAACAAAACAAUCUAUGAUCUAUCAGAAUGUAUAUCAGCAGGGAACUUAAAUGGGAAGCACCUUGAACUCUUCUUUCAAAGAGAAAGAAGGAACAUGGAUAUCGUUGGUGUACAAAAGUUAACUCUAUGUUCUCCAAACAUGCCAAUAAUUCACUAGCACUGAAAAGAAGUUCUUCUAAAAACCAGUUUUGUGUUUCACAGUGCAAGAGUAUCCUUGACUUUAAAAUUUAUAGAAGCCUGUGAACUUGCCUGAAAACCUGAAGAUGCUUGCUUGUUCUAUAUUAAUUACCAUAUUUUUCUAAGUAACUUUUCCAGUUUUGUUUAUUGCUCAUAGAUUAUUAUUGUUUUAUAUACAUAGCAUUAAAUGUUUUAAGAAAUAACGUAAGAUGACUCAAAGCAGUCAAAGUGAUAGUGUCAGAAAUAUCCCAUAAACGUUGAAAAACCUAACAUAUCUAAAUCCAAGUUAUUCAAAAGCUGUAUCUGUGUGAAGGCCUCACAUAAACACAGGAAUUGGGAAAUCCCAGUACUUAAAGACUUUAGGUAUCCAACUGUUUGUACCUAUAUCAGCACUUUGGGAUGCUGCUUAUAAAUUGCUUCUAAAUGUUUGCUAUAUAUUAACCUCAAGUGUGACUGUUGCUUCCCCCACCUAUCCCUUUACAUAAUUUUUAUAGUCGGCAUCACUGGAUGAAGCUCUGUGUGUGAAGAGUGCUUUGUUUUGCAUUCCUCACAUAUUCAGUUCUUGUGUAGAUAUAAAUUGCAGGGCACUUCGGCUGAUUUUAAUAUCUUCUUUUCCCACAUAGUCGAUACAGAGGCAUUCCCUACUUAGAAGUGUUCUUCCGUUGCGAAAAUGUUAAUAUUUAUUCAUUCAUUUGCACUUGAUAUGGUUUUUACCUCUAGAUUCCAUUAAAACAAUUCUGUCAUUAGAGUGUGUCCUCUAACAAAUUACUGAGAACUCAUGAAAGUUGGAAUUAGGAGUGAAAUGGAGAUGGUUUAGUCAUUGCAGAUGCAUGUGCUGUUAACUUUCAGUAGUGUGUGGCAACCAGCCCACUUGUCAGUGAGAGAAGAACGUGCUUGUACAGCCCAUGCUGAUGACACCAGGGUACCCGAUGUGCUGUGGAACCACUCUUCAGUUCUCUUCUUUGUGAUUUAUAGAGUAAGACUGCAGCUCUUGAUGUGCCUUGCAGCCUUACUUGAUUGGAUAGAGAGAUGCAUUGUUCCAAUCUGUUGAUAGUGCACAGGUCUCUCAUGUUUAGAUCAAACUCAAACUGUGCAUGGUGCCAAGGUAGGACUCCUUGUGUGUUUUCUGUACCUUUUGUCUUUCAUGUGUAUGAGCAUGUUUUGGACCUUCUCUCCCUGUGAAAUCCAGAAAAGCAGCACGAUGAUGGCACCUGUAUCGUGUGUAUGAUAGAUCUGUCUAAAUGCCUAAAGAGAAAACUAACUGGUGCACGACUUCUGUUUUCACCCAACCAUAAGUUUUCCCAGUCUGGGCCAAAAUCAGAUUUACAAAAUCUGUGCAGGUAACUUUCUCCUCCCUAAAGCAAAGUUGAGCCACUUUUAAUUUUUAAAGCUAGAUUUCAGAGUGUCUUUGUUUUAUUUGGCCUGACUUCUAUUACUUUAAUACAAGUGCAUAGAAAAAGAAGAUACAUUUGGGUCAUUGAUUUGAAGCCUAAGCAGAUAUGAAACACGCAAACACAAAAAAUAUGGUUAGACUACUUUCUUAUGGUGCAUGGAACCCAACCUUGUGUUACCUAAAUAGGAAAGACACAUUACUUUUGUCUUUAUGAAGUUUUGGUCUAUAAAAUUCACAUUGAGGAAACUGAGAAUAUUCUCAGAAUGCUGCUGUCCGUCUUGUCAGAUGGGAUCAGGGUCACAUGGACUUUGGUGACGUGACCAUAAAAACUCAGUUCUGAACUAGCGUUUCUAUGGAUGUUGCUACUGAUGGCACUAUAGCAAUGGCUGCGGAUAUCUUCUGUCGUGCACUUUCAGGUCAUUUGCUGUAGUGUUACUGGUUAAGAUUUCAGUUGACAAAAAAACCCAUUGUGCACAGUCUUAACUGUAUGUGAGGCUGUGAGAUGUUCAGUGCAAUCAGCAAUCACCUCUUGGUCCAAAUUUUGCUAAAGGCUUUUUAAACUACAGGCUUGAGCAACUUGGAUGUUCCUUUCACAUGGCUGAGUCUUGGACCAAGGUAAAAUAUAGUUGAGAGAUUAUGCUAUUAGUGUUACUGCAAUCAGAACAAUUUUCUUUGUACGUACCUUCUCCCCACCAAACCCUUCCUGGUUUAUUUUAGGUCAUUCAGAAAUAUGUUUUAUAAUGUUCUUAGUUGUGGAUACUUUGCUGUGUUACAAAAUUAAAUGCAAAUACUUGCCGCAUUAGCCAGGUUGAAUUUUUUUAUGAAAAGCAGUGGUUAUGUGCUUUUCCUUUGUUUGAAAUAUUUCACUGAGUGUUUUGUAGGAAGAUUUUUUUUUUACUGUUUUCAAUAAAGUGUGAUUUGUA